Messenger RNA from Sorex araneus (European shrew), 2443 nucleotides. RefSeq names its product IQ motif containing with AAA domain 1 like (gene DRC11L). The coding region runs from base 1 to 2430 and encodes 809 amino acids. The transcript is spliced from 19 exons. Gene Ontology annotation, molecular function: ATP hydrolysis activity; protein binding; ATP binding. The record is from RefSeq and is a predicted model, not a curated record. NCBI's taxonomy places the organism in Eukaryota, Metazoa, Chordata, Mammalia, Eulipotyphla, Soricidae.
AUGUCCGAGGGGGCCUACCAGCGCAUCUGGGACUCGACCCACACCAGCCUGCAGGCGGCGCUGGCGCAGGAGCAGCCCCUGCUGGAGCCGGUGCCCGAGGGCCAGCGCCAGGACCUGCUGCACCGGCUCUCGUCGCUCUACCUGGUGUACCUGGGGCUGCUGCGCCGCUUCGACACGCUGUACGACCAGAUGGUGCACCCGCAGAAGCGGCGGCUCCUGCGGCGGCUGCUGGAUGGCGUGGCCGGCCGCGUGCUGGAGCUCAAGGACGAGAUGGUGCGCGUGGACCUGAGCGAGACGCACUGCCUGGACCGGGAGCUGUUGGAGCAGCGGCUCACCCCGGCAGACCUGGAGGUCCCGAUCCCCAAGUACUUCCUCCUGGAGCAGCCGGAGGCCGUGAAGGCGCGGGCGGGCCUGCUGGCGGAGAUCCUGUCCACAGUGAGGCCCUCAGGUCCCACAGAGAGCUACGUCGCGAUGAGCCGGACAGAGGCCAUCAUCAUCAUCCAAAUGACCGAGCGAGCCAGGCAGGGCCAGCUGCGGGCGACCUUCAUGCGGGAGAUCCAGGAAGAGGCGGAGCGGGAGCGGAAGGAGGAGAAGCGGCCCAAACUCACUCCAGAGGCCGCGGCCGUCAAAAUGCAGAAGGUCUGGAAGGGGUACCGGCAGCGGAAGGAGACCCUUCUGGACAAGCAGGAGGAGAUGGAGCUCAUCGGCAUGGUGAGCCCCCACCUGACCCGGCACCUGGACAUCAUGACCAAGGCCAGGAACCGGGAGAGCCUGCGCAGGGCCCGGCAGGCGGAGAAGGAGGAGGAGUUCCAGCGGGCCCAGGCCCAGGCCUGCGAGACCCUCCGGAGGGUCGAGGGGCCUGAGAUCAGGGAGCAGCUGAGCGCGCAGAUCCGACAGUGGUUUAUAGAGUGCCAUGCUCUCACUGGCCAGUUCCCUCAUUAUCCAGAUGAGUCCGUGGGUGGGUCCAGCGUGAUCUUUGCGGACAAGACUCCCGAGCAGGUGAAGCAGGAGCUCGACCUGUCCCAGGACACCAAAAAGAAGGAGCAGAGGAAAGGCAAGAAAAAGGAAAGAGAGAAACAAGAGGCGCCGAAGGGGGAGAGGAAGAAAGGGGGCACAGAGGACCCGAUGCUGACGGUCCAGCUGUCCAAGUUCGUCCCCUCCAUCAACAGCGGCCACCAGGAGUACACGGAAGUGUGGAAGAACCGGCUGGAGGGCGCGCACCCCAGCCAGACCUUUGACGGCGAGGCGCUGCACCUGAUGAAGAGGAAGGACGUGGAGACGGAUAUCCGGGUGCAGGUGGACGAGCUCAUGCGUCAGGAGCUGAGGAGCCUGCGCCUGGCCGUGGACCGGGACAGAAGACCCUCGAAGCUGCCGAAGAAGACGCAGAAGGCAACGAGGAAAAAGAAGGAGAAAGACCUGACCGCCGGCAGGACUCUGGAGUCGCUGUUUGAGGAGCUCGUCCUCCUGGGCUUCCUCACCCAGAGCCAAACCGUGGCACUGAAAGAUUACAUUGGGGACUGUAUCUACGUGGGCUCUUCCCUGAGUCUGACCAACAAGCUGCCCACACCGUCCCUGUUUGACAUCCGCCAGAACAUGGCUCUGUACGCAGUGCUCCGGCUCGGCUCCCCAGACAUCCAUGCCUUGGCCCCCCACAUCCGCUCCCUCCUCCUGGUGGGCCCGGCCGGCAUGGGGAAGAAGAUGCUGGUCAGAGCCGUGUGCACGGAAACGGGAGCCAACCUGUUCGACCUGUCGCCCCAGAACCUCGAGAACAAGUUCACGGACAGGGCCGGCGCGCAGAUGCUGCUGCACAUGGUCUUCAAGGUGGCGCGGCUCCUCCAGCCCUCGGUGAUCUGGAUCGGGGACGCGGAGAAGAACUUCCGUAAGACGGUCUCUAAGGAAGAGAAGCAGACGGACCUGAAGCAGAUCAAGAAGGACCUGACCAGGGCCGUGAGCCUGCUGAGCCCGGGGGACCGCGUGAUGCUCAUCGGGACGACGGAGCAGCCGCAGGCGGCCGACCUGAAGGGGCUGUGCCGCGUGUACCAGCGCAUCCUCUACCUGCCGCGCCCCGACUACGGGUCCCGCUACGUGCUCUGGAAGCAGAUGGUGGAGGCCAAGGUCCUCCCGAACUCCAGCCUGGACUUCAGCUCCCUGGCCAAGGUGUCCGACGGCUACACGAGCGGCGCCAUUGUCCAGAGCAUCGAGGCGGUGCUGACGGACAGACGACUCUUGCACAUGAACCUGCGGCCGCUGGUGACCUCCGAGUUCAUGGGGCAGCUGGCCAAGAGGGACCCGGUGUAUGCCGAGGAGGAGGAGGCCAUGAAGGACUGGUACCUCAAGACCCCCCUGGGCAAACUGAGGCUGAAGAUGCUCCAGGAUCUGCAGGCCGCCGCCGAGGAGGCCGGUCAGGGGAAAAAGAGGAGGAAGAAGUGAAGGCCAAGAGGGA